Messenger RNA from Didymella exigua CBS 183.55, 1110 nucleotides. RefSeq names its product Ribokinase-like protein. The coding region runs from base 1 to 1110 and encodes 369 amino acids. The record is from RefSeq and is a predicted model, not a curated record. The transcript is spliced from 3 exons. NCBI's taxonomy places the organism in Eukaryota, Fungi, Ascomycota, Dothideomycetes, Pleosporales, Didymellaceae. Gene Ontology annotation, molecular function: kinase activity.
AUGCCGCGCGGAGAUCGCCAACAGCGUCUGAUUUGUGUUGGGGCCGUGUACAUGGACACGAUUCUCUCCGUCCCCCAUUACCCCGAGGAAGACACAAAACUGCGAGCCGCAAGUCUCGUCCGCCGGCGCGGCGGCAACACCGCCAACACCCUCGAAGUCAUCUCCCAGCUGCUGCUGCAAAACAUGGACAGGAAGGAAUCGACGUACUCCCUGGAGCUCUCGCUCCUCACCGUCUUGCCCGAUCCAGAGUCGCAAGAUACGAAGACGGUCAUCAGAUCCCUCCCAGACGUCAGACCGCACCUGUAUCUGUACCGCCAGGGCCAGCCAGUCGCGGCCAGCAGCUACAUCAUCCAGUCGGUGGCGAACCUGUCGCGGACGAUUGUCAGCGCCAACCCACUCGCCGAGAUGACUGUGGAGGAGUUUAGGAGGGGCAUCGCCCCGCUCGUUGAUGACCCUGCUAUCGGCGCGAAUGAUGUGUGGAUCCACUUCGAAGGCCGCGUGCCGGAGGUGUUGCUACCGUGUGUCAUGUGGCUGAGGCACACGUACGGAUACGCUGGGAAGGUGAAGAUUAGUGUCGAGUGCGAGAAGCCGGACAGGGUGGGUUUGAAGGAGGUGGCGGCGCUGGCGGAUAUGGUGUUCUACUCGAAGAUCUGGGCCGAAGCCCACUACGAAAACUCGCUCUGUCUCUGCGACCAACCAGACCCAGCCGAAACCUUCCUACGCACGCAGCUCUUCUGCACACAUCCCCGCGCAAUCUUGGUAUGCACAUGGGGCGUCGGCACCACAGCGGUGCUGGUAAAAGGCACCAACCAAGCCCCUCUUACCGCGAAGCAGCCAGCCUGGCGUCCGCUGCGGAAUUACGACGACCCAGCCAACGACCCGCGGCCCGUCGAUAGCGUCGGCGCGGGCGAUACAUUUGUGGCGGGCAUGCUGUACGGCGCCAUGGCGCAGGCGGGCUGGACGACGGACGAGCGGCUGAUGUUUGCGAGCGAGCUUGCAGGCAGGAAGGUGCAUCAGGAGGGAUUCGCGGGGCUGGGGGAUCGGAUGAGAGAGAGCCUUGUGUGGGGGGAGAAGCUGAAGGUUGUCUCUACGCAGAGCUCUCCGGACUAG